Molecule: messenger RNA, 1665 nt
Organism: Talaromyces rugulosus
Lineage: Eukaryota; Fungi; Ascomycota; Eurotiomycetes; Eurotiales; Trichocomaceae
Exons: 9
Coding region: 1-1665 (554 amino acids)
Biological process (GO): intracellular calcium ion homeostasis; calcium ion transmembrane transport
Cellular component (GO): fungal-type vacuole membrane
Molecular function (GO): calcium:proton antiporter activity
Source: RefSeq, a predicted model, not a curated record
AUGCAUCGAUACCGUUCCUGGGCGCGUCAGUCGGCGUGGUACGACAAUGAUGGAGAACCCAGUACCCACAACCCGUUCAAAAAGUUUCGUCCUAGCAAAAGACAGACCACCAAUACCGCGCGUCAGCUAGAAAUGGGAACCCUGAACCGGAGUGUGACAGAAGGUAAUAUUGAAUCACCAGCCGAGACCCGCCGGCGCAUGGAGCUGAGCGAAGGCGUGAUACCUUUAGGACACCCAGACUCAUGGGCGCAACCCUCAGGAACCCGGGAACUGGAUUUUGGAGAAGCAGACAACGUCUCGGCCAUGGCCAGCAGCCAGGACCCGAUCAACCGUGGUCUCGACGAUGAAAGCGAGAACCAACCCAGGCGCCGAAAGACCACCCCGAACAGCGAUGGGGAAACCUUGGCUGCUACGUACGAGAAGGAUGAUAUCGAGGAUGACGAAAACAAACCUCACUUUACCCUCGGAAGCCAGCUUAGAGCCACCGUCUUUAAUUCAUGGGUCAAUGUGCUGUUGAUCUGUGUGCCUGUCGGAAUCGCCCUCAACUAUACCAAUGUGGACAGGACUGCUGUGUUUGUUGUCAACUUUAUUGGUAUCAUUCCUCUAGCCGCCAUGCUUAGUUACGCCACGGAAGAAGUCGCCUUUCGCACCGGCGAAACCCUUGGUGGUCUCUUGAAUGCCACAUUUGGUAAUGCUGUUGAACUGAUUGUCGCCAUUAUUGCUCUGGUUGGAAGGGACGUGACUAUUGUGCAGACCUCGUUGGUGGGCAGUAUGCUGUCCAACUUGCUGCUGGUCAUGGGCAUGUGCUUUUUCUUCGGCGGAAUGAACCGCAUUUCGCAGAACUUUAAUGAGGUUGUUGCGCAGACGGCUGCUAGUCUGUUGGCUCUUGCAGUUGCCAGUCUGAUUAUCCCUACGGCGUUUCGGAAAUGGGCUGCAGGGGGAGCGCAACAUACUGAUGAGCUUUCACGCGGCACUAGUGUUAUUUUGCUGUGCGUGUAUGCCGCCUACCUUUUCUUCCAACUGAAGAGCCACGCGGAAAUCUACAACAAGCCCAGCGAAAAGACAGAGAAACGCAAGAAGAACCGCGUCGAGGGCGACACUCACAAGGGACUGGCCGCGAUGGGUGGGCUGGGUGCCAGCGUCUCUGGCAAUCCCGUCCAGCUCGAGGUCCAAGAACACGAAAAGGAAGAGGAGCCACAGCUUCACUUUUGGGUGGCCAUUCUGACGCUGGUGAUCUCGACUGUGCUGGUGGCCCUGUGCGCCGAAUUCAUGGUUGACGCGAUCGAUGCGAUCACAGAGAACGGCGGUAUCUCGAAAACGUUUGUUGGUCUGAUCCUGCUCCCAAUUGUGGGCAAUGCGGCGGAACACGCGACGGCGGUGACGGUAGCUUGCAAGGACAAGAUGGACUUGGCUAUUGGCGUGGCUGUGGGUUCGAGUAUGCAAAUUGCGCUGCUCGUGCUUCCUCUGAUUGUGGUUAUUGGUUGGAUUAUGGGUGUUGACGACAUGACUCUUGACUUUGGCGACGGAUUCCAAGUGACUGUUCUUUUUGUGUCGGUCUUGCUGGUGAACUAUCUAAUCGCAGACGGCAAGUCACACUGGCUGGAGGGUGUGUUGUUGAUGACACUGUACCUGAUUAUUGCCAUUGCAGCCUGGUUUUAUGACUGA